GGGGUUGUCUUGUGCUUCCUGGACGUGGAGUCCAUGCUGUCCCCCAGAAUUCCAAGCCUAAAGUUGUGCCUGGGGUUCAGCCAGGGGAGGAUGUAACAAGGAGUCCUGCCACUUGUAGUACAAGGGAAGAAAGGCACAUGAAGGGUGACUAUAAAAUGCAAGGAGAAGUAAGCCCCAGUCCUUCCCUUAUUGAUAGAACCAUCAAGAUGAGAAAGGAAACAGAAUCUAGGAAAGUGGUUUUAGCCUGGGGACUUCUAAACGUAUCCAUGGCUGGAAUGAUAUAUACUGAAAUGACUGGAAAGUUAAUUAGUACAUAUUAUAAUGUGACAUACUGGCCCCUCUGGUAUAUUGAACUCGCCCUCGCCUCGCUCUUCAGUCUUAACGCCUUGUUUGAUUUUUGGAGAUACUUCAAAUAUACUGUAGCACCUACAAGUCUGGUAGUUAGCCCUGGACAGCAAACCUUGUUAGGGCUGAAACCGGCUGUGGUGCAGACCACACCUCCCCGUGAUUUGGCGGCCACCCAAAUCUCUCCGUCCCCACCUUCCCCUUCGAUUCAAGGUCAGAGUGUGUUGAGUUAUAGCCCAUCGCGCUCACCCAGUACCAGUCCCAAGUUUGCCACCAGCUGCAUGACUGGGUAUAGUCCUCAACUGCAAGGCCUGUCGUCAGGAGGCCUUGGCUCGUACAGCCCUGCUGUGACUUACUCGCCUGUCAGUGGCUAUAGUAAGUUGGCGAGCUUUAGUCUGUCUCCUUCUUCUCCCUACCCUACCACCGUGGGCCCUGUGGAGAGCAGUGGAUUGAGAGCUCGCUACCGUUCUCCACCCACGGCCUAUAACUCACCCACCGACAAGGAGGACUACAUGACAGACCUGAGAACUUUGGACACGUUCCUUAGAAGUGAGGAAGAGAAACAGCAUAGAGUGAAGCUGGGGAGCCCAGACUCUACCUCUCCGUCUACCAGCCCUACCUUCUGGAAUUACAGUCGUUCUGUGGGGGACUAUGCACAAACCUUAAAGAAGUUUCAGUAUCAGCUUGCCUGUAGAUCUCAGGCCCCAUGUGCUAACAAAGAUGAAGCCGAUCUCAUUUCUAAGCAAGCUGCCGAAGAGGUUUGGGCAAGAGUGACUAUGAAUAGACAGCUUCUUGAUCACAUGGAUUCAUGGACAGCCAAAUUUAGAAAUUGGAUCAGUGAAACAAUAUUAGUGCCACUUGUGCAAGAGAUUGAGUCUGUCAGCACCCAGAUGAGACGGAUGGGCUGUCCAGAGCUACAAAUAGGAGAGGCGAGUGUUACCAGCUUGAAACAAGCUGCCCUGGUCAAAGCUCCUCUCAUCCCAACUCUGAAUGCAAUUGUGCAGUAUUUAGACCUAACACCAAAUCAGGAGUACUUGUUUGAAAGAAUCAAAGAACUUUCUCAGGGAGGCUGUAUGAGCUCAUUCCGAUGGAACCGAGGUGGAGACUUCAAAGGACGCCGAUGGGACACAGACCUCCCCACUGACUCUGCUAUCAUCAUGCAUGUGUUUUGCACCUACCUUGAUUCCAGAUUACCUCCACACCCUAAGUACCCUGACGGGAAAACAUUCACUUCUCAGCACUUUGUUCAGACACCAAAUAAACCAGAUGUUACGAAUGAAAAUGUGUUCUGUGUUUAUCAGAGUGCUGUCAACCCUCCACACUAUGAGCUAAUCUAUCAGCGGCACGUCUACAGUCUUCCAAAGGGCAGAAAUAACAUGUUUCAUACGUUGUUGAUGUUCCUGUACAUCAUAAAGACCAAAGAGUCAGGAAUGCUUGGGAGAGUUAAUCUUGGGCUGUCUGGUGUGAAUAUUUUAUGGAUUUUUGGAGAGUAGUCCAUCAUUUAAUUCCAAACAUUUGGACUUUGAUUGUAAUUGGCCUGGAAGGAGUUGAAGCUAAGCAUGUCCGCGUAAGCACCUCUUCCGAAAUAAGAUGCAUGUUUUGCUGCAGACUUGUUAGAUUUCACAGGAAACAAACUGAGGGAAGCUUGUCAUGAACAUGACAAAGCCUGCGUCUUCUAUUCCAUGGAACAUUUAUUAUGUGGGGUGACUCCAAAACUGCAGUCCUGGGCUGUGAACUAGUGCGGUUCCCUUCACUUGGUGAGGGCAAGGACGCCUCUCCAUUUUAACCGCAGUGAAAAUCUGCACGUUGUUCUUUACCAUCGAGAGUGGCUCUCACUGUUGGAGUAGUGUAAGUACUCAGGUGAACCUUGCUAGCUCUCUUUGUUGUAUCUUUAUUUCCCCAGUGUUCUACAAGUCAGCCUAAAGCUGAAAUGAAAUUAAUUUCUAAGUGAUGUAGUAAUUAAUCCUGCUGAGCCAUCUCCCCAGCCCCCUAUUGGUUUUUUUUUAAUAUUAAAAGAGAUUUGAUAAUAUUGGCAUCUUGAAAGGUCAAUGCUUGCAUUAAAAUUAGCUGAUAAAAUUAAACUUUUGGGUUUUAGUUAAAUGUC
Molecule: messenger RNA, 2449 nt
Organism: Rattus rattus (black rat)
Lineage: Eukaryota; Metazoa; Chordata; Mammalia; Rodentia; Muridae
Gene: Tmem209
Product: transmembrane protein 209
Exons: 15
Coding region: 138-1838 (566 amino acids)
Cellular component (GO): membrane
Source: RefSeq, a predicted model, not a curated record